Messenger RNA from Tachysurus fulvidraco (yellow catfish), 4087 nucleotides. RefSeq names its product protein PHTF2. The coding region runs from base 328 to 2604 and encodes 758 amino acids. The transcript is spliced from 21 exons. Gene Ontology annotation, cellular component: endoplasmic reticulum. Lineage: Eukaryota; Metazoa; Chordata; Actinopteri; Siluriformes; Bagridae. The record is from RefSeq and is a predicted model, not a curated record.
AACUAAAAGAAAAAGGAAAUGUAGCAGGUCUGUUAAAACUACCAUGAUCUAGUUUUCCUCCUGAUCCAGCAGCCGUAUAGAAAGAGCGUGUAAGGUUUUGGUGGACUGGAAGCUUAGCGUAAAGCUGUAAAUAAAGCCUGUGUACUGGUCAGGGAUUGUUCCUGAAGGUGCUCAGGUCACUAUCAAGGUCAGCUCUCAACUGGUGAAGUCAGGAAGUCAGGACAGUUCUGAGCUCAUGGUGUGAUGUUAAAUGAACCAGGACACUCACAGCAUCAGCAGUAACCACAGCAGUCUAAAAUGACCCAUGUGGUGACUCGUGAAAUGUAAAUGGCUUCCAAAGUGCGCGAUGCUGUGGUGUGGUACCAGAAGAAGAUUGGGGCGUAUGACCAGCAGAUUUGGGAGAAGUCUGUGGAACAAAGAGAAAUCAAGUUCAUUAGACUGGGCCUGAGGAACAAGCCGAAGAAGACCGGCCAUGUGAAGCCAGACCUCAUUGACGUGGAUCUAGUGAGAGGCUCUGCGUUUGCCAAAGCCAAGCCAGAAAGCCCAUGGACAUCUCUAGCUCGGAAGGGAAUAGUUCGGGUCGUUCUCUUUCCCUUUUUCUUUAAAUGGUGGAUUCAAGUGACUUCCAGAACCAUCUUUCUGCUGCUGCUCUCCCUUUACCUGCUCCAAGUGCUCGCGACAGUGUUGUUUCUCAGCAUCUCACAUCCCCAUGACAUCCCAGCGACUGAGGUGUUUGAGGCUUUCUGGCUCAUGCUGCUUCUGGGCACCGUGCACUGCCAGAUCGUAUCCACACGCACACCCAAACCUGCUCCCAAUGCCACAGCCAAGAGGAGAAGGAAGUUAAGGAAGGCAGCACACUUGGAGGUGCAUAGGGAAGGCGAUGGCUCUAGCACUACUGAUAACACACAGGAAGGGGCACCGCUGCUCCUGGGCUCUGCCACCACUCACAGUAUCGGUGCUUUCUUCAGAGAUUUCUGGCAUAAUAUCUUUAAAUCGGGGUCUAAGAAAUUCAAGCUGUCCAUCGAUAAGUCCACAGAGACGGAUAACGGAUAUGUGUCACUGGAUGGCCGGGUCACAAGCAAGAGCAGUGAGGAAAGGCUGCAGCUCCACGAGCCUCACUGUGACCUGCUGCGCUCAGAGGAACUGGGCUGGAGCGGCCCACAGGCCCGAAAUAAACUCCUGUCUCCCAGCAGCAAGGAGUGCAAGUUACACAACGUGGAGAACAUGUCUGACGAGGCAUCAAGCGAAGAAGACCCCGAAAACUACAGCACCCUCCGUAGGGGUGUGGAGCGUAUGAACAGCGACUGCACACUGCGCAACAGAAAAACCCACCACUACAAAAAACACUAUACAGCUGCAGAGGAGAUGCCAAAGUUAGGCACGAGUUGUAGCUCCCGCUGCUCCAGCCUGCGCAAUCAGGACUCUGAGAGCACUCGGCACGAGUCGGAGACGGAGGACUUGUUGUGGGAGGACUUCCUGCACUGUGCAGAGUGUCGCUCGUCCUGUACCAGCGAGACCGAGGGGGAGGGGUCUGCAGUCUGCCCCGCCUCCAAAAAAGAAUACCGGGACGACCCCUUCUUACAGGGCCACACACCAUGGCUUCACAGCUCGAACCCGGGGCUGGAGCGUGUGAGCGCUAUAGUAUGGGAGGGAAACGAAUGUAAGAAGGCAGAUAUGUCAGUGCUGGAAAUCAGCGGCAUGAUAAUGAACAGGGUGAAUUUGUAUACUCCUGGCAUUGGCUACCAGAUUUUUGGUAAUUUGGUGGCUGUGACUCUGGGACUCACACCGUUUGCAUACAGACUUUUCCAAAACAAGGAAGUAGAGCAGCCGUCCUCACUCUCAGCCAGCGAGAUGGUCUCCGUUGCCUUCGGCUCCUCGUCUGAUGUCAUGGUGAUUGCGAUGGUGUCCGUGAGCUUUGUAGUGCGUGUGUGUCUCAUCUGGCUCUUCUUCUUUCUGCUCAGCGUGGCUGAAAGGACGUACAAGCAGAGACUGAUCUUUGCAAAGCUCUUUGGUCAUCUCACCUCAGCACGCAGAGCCAGGAAGUCUGAGGUGCCACAUUUCCGCCUGAAGAAAGUGCAGAACAUUAAAAUGUGGCUUUCUCUGCGUUCGUAUUUGAAGAGACGUGGUCCUCAGCGCUCAGUGGACGUCAUCGUCUCCUCUGCCUUCCUCCUCACUCUCUCAGUGGUCUUCAUCUGCUGUGCUCAGUUGCUUCACAUGCAUGAGACGUUCCUGGACUUCCACUAUAACUGGGAGCUGGUGAUCUGGUCCUUCUCACUGUCUCUCUUCCUGCUGCGCUUCGUCAUGCUGGGAUCUGAGACCAGCAAGAAGUACAGCAACACCUCCAUCCUACUGACCGAGCAGAUUAAUCUCUACUUAAAAAUGGAAAAGAAACCCAACAAGAAAGAAGAGCUGACUCUCGUCAACAACGUCCUUAAGCUGGCCACCAAACUUCUGAAGGAACUGGAUACUCCUUUCAGGCUGUAUGGCCUCACCAUGAACCCUCUCCUGUACAGCAUUACACAGGUGGUGAUCCUAUCUGCAGUGUCAGGGGUCAUCAGUGACCUGCUGGGCUUCAACGUGAAACUCUGGAAGAUCAAGUCAUGACACAGCUGUCUGCAGCCUACGCCCACAUGCAGGGAACCUGGAUGGAGCACAUGCUUCCUCUUAAUAGGGGAGAAUGACAACCCUUUAGCUCUUUUCCCUCUGAUCUAUCAGAGUUCUGGCACUUCAGUUGAACGCAACGUUUAGAUUUAUUUUACUGUGUUCUUUUGUGUCCUCAGACAUUUAGCUGCUAUUGGAAUGUCAAUGUUACAGUAUCAAUGCUUCCUUAGGAAUAUACUAUAUAUUUAGGUGUGUGUGUGUGUGUGUGUGUGUGCGCGUGUAUGUGUGUAUUUUGUAUAUGUAUUUGUAAACGUGUGGCACACAACUAUUUAUUUGUCUGGGUCCUGAGCACGUGACGAGCGUGCUGGAGACAAAGCAGAAGCCAUGAAUAUGGAGUUAAUCGUUCACUCAGUAGCAGCAGCAGCAGCAGCAGCAGGUCACCAUUGCUUUAGCUCAGAAGUGUCAUUUGAGAGCAGGAUAUAUUGAAGUACUGAACACAGAGAUGAACUGAUGGAUGCAGUGCAGGCCUGUGAGCUGGAGUCAUUUCAACCCCAGUGUGUUACGCUGUAUGUAGAUUUUAUGAUGUGUGAAGAAAGAUUUAGCUUUUUGUUUUUAGAUCAGUUCUUUGUACUUGAUCAGUUACCCAACUUUUAUUUUUAUUUAAAUAAUGUGAUGCUCUGUCUCCAAUUUCAGCAGCAUGUCCGUGAGACAGGGCGUAGCUGGGACUAAAGCCUUGCAUUGUGCUUUGGCGGUUUAGCUGCAUAACAAAGUGUAUGUGUAAACCCUGUGAUGUGUUCAUAGGCUAAAUGUUAGUCACUUGUUACAAUGAGGUCCAUGACGUGACUCGUAUCACAGUCCAGUAGUUUCUGAAUGUCAAUCACUUAUGCUGUCCAUUCAGUUCCCCACUCCAUGAUUAAAAUACAGUGCAUGGAGGUGUGUGUGUGUGUGUGCGUGUGUGUGUGUGUGAGUCAGAAUUGCCUCAAAAUUUGCACUUUAAAGCAAAGAAUAUGUUACUCAUGUCAGAGAGGUGAAGCCUUGAGACGCUUUAGUUCUUGUUUUAUAUUUCUGCAUUGGAAAGUCAUUCAGGACGACCAACGUGCUUUUAUUCUGUUAGCUCCUUCUUUAAACACGACUUUAUCAGAGAAUUGUUUCAGACAGGCCAGUGGAUCCCACUUCCUCUGACCCUUUUCCUGUAUUAUGCUGUUCCUGUUACAUAGUUUGGGUUUUUGUUACCAAUGCUGCAGUUUAUCGGAGGAAGAAAGUUACAGUGAACACUAUGAAGGAGAUCAAAUGGGGGAAAAAGAAAAAAAAUUGCAUGUGCUUUACAGAGUUUGUUGUCUCCAACGUUUUUGCUGGCCAGUUUGUAUGUUUUAUAUGAAAAUAUUUAUAAGAAGUGUGUAUAAGUUACUCUGAAAGUAUUUAGGUACAGAUAGAGGAUCGUGUUGUUUGAACUGCUUUUAUCAUAUUAAAAUUCUGGUUGAAUGGA